Molecule: messenger RNA, 2445 nt
Organism: Oncorhynchus mykiss (rainbow trout)
Lineage: Eukaryota; Metazoa; Chordata; Actinopteri; Salmoniformes; Salmonidae
Source: RefSeq, a predicted model, not a curated record
ACCAAUACAUUUUAUCCAUAAUUUCGCUUCAUAUGACAAGAAUUGAAAGGAUUUGCCAGUCGAUUGUCGACGUGAUUCAUGAUGAAGACUGCAUGUCUAGCUUGCUAGCUAAGAUUUUGAAAGUAUGAUGUUGUCAUGAUCAGUCCAAUCAAAGCUACGGUAGAUAUAACGUGAUUUGACAUCAUUUUAUCUGUGGCUAAUGACCUUGAGCCUUCUUGGAUGGGCAUUUCUAAUGUAACUCUAUGGCAGCAUCCAAGGCGCUUGAAUUUUCCAGCUCUCCCCAUAGAUUUUGCCGUGACGUACAGUAGUGUCCCCAUGAGUGACAGAACACUGAGCCAAUCAUAUCGCAACUGGAGAACAUUACCAAACUGGCUUCCCCACCACCACAGAAAGCACUGAGCUAAGCUGAAACACCUGCAUUUUGGAGAUCCCUUACUCAAGAAAGCAAAAAAGAGACCAUGCAGCUUUAUUAACUGAAUAAUUAAAAAAUAGAUAUAUUUAUAUGUGACAGGAAUUAAUGCCACUGCUGAAUACAACUGCAACUUUAAAUCAAUAUAGUGUUUGUGUUUGAAUUAAGAUGCAGGAUUAAGAUGUCAGAUCUGCUGCCACCCACAAGAUGCAGUAGUGAUAAAGUCCGGAGAAUGUGGAGUUUCUUAUCAUUCAUCAAACUGAAAGUACUACCUUUAGAUUCAUACUGUUACAGUAAGGUCACCGUAGUUCCCUUUUUUUUAGCCACGUUCCAAUUCCCUUUUCACUUCUGCAUUUAUAGUUGAUUUGGUGUUCAGCAGCGUAAGUGUCUGACCACUAAAGAGAACGCAAGUUCUACAGCUACAACAGGUCAAUCCCACCAAUCUGUGUCACGCACCAUGGGCAGAUGUAUCGAAGUUUGCAAGCUGGUCUUAUGGGUUGCAGUUUGUGUGACCUUCAUUGUCAUGGGUGCUGUGUACGCUGAUGACUGCCCAGUGAAACGUGUCAUCCCUAUCCACAUGAUCAUUUCUGGAUCUUUCGGGCUCCUCUAUGUAUUCUUCUCCUGCUGCAAGGACCGUGUUGUGUGCCAACAUUUGUCUAAACUAUUUUGGUUCAUGAUCAUCAUCUGGCUCAUUAUUGGCCAUUUUUGGACCUUCUCUGUAUUCCAACCCAACUACGCACGGAAAGAGAUCAUCGGCAACACAGUAUACUGCAACAAAUCUCUAUACCUCUUUGUGGCCUCUACCACCAUCAUAUUGGACAUUAUUAUAUGUAUGUGGCUGCUUGUGUUGUUUGAUGUAUGUCCAUGCUUCAUACUUUGUCUGGUCUGCUGUGUCUCUUUAUGCAAGUCUGACGAUGGCAAACCUGUGCAGGUUGUUGAGCCUUUGACGGUUGUGGAGACUGAGGACUGUGUUGAACCUAAGGAGUGCGUGUGGACUGAGGUGUGUAUGGGGAUUGAGGUGUGUGUGGAGACUCAGGAGAGUGUGGGGCAUGACGAGAGUGUGAAACAUGAAGAGAGUGUGGAGUACGUGGAGAGUAUGGAGUAUAAGGAGUAUGUGGUAACUGGGCAGAGUGAGUCCAACACUGCUCAUUAUUAAUGCAAUUCACUAUUCACAAUACCAAUAGUAAUUUACAUUAAUUUGUCUAUUUUGGGGGGUGAGAUCAUGUAAAAAUGUAGAUGUCAUCAUAAAAAAAUAAGCAAUCAAUGGGUCAAUUUGUGCCAUUAUGUUACCAAAAAUCUGAAGAUUAAAAUAAAAAUAUUAAUUCCCACUUUGAUUUUCAAGAUUUAAAAUGUACCUUGGUAGACAAAUAUUAUCGUUACCAUUUUUGAGCAGAAUGAUAAUCAUUUGGCUAAUAGGCUGCUGUUCCACUUCACAAACACCCGCCCUGAAAUAGUUUAGUGGAACGGCCCAUCAAUGAAAACGCACACCCAAAGAAAAUGGACUGGUGUGUUAAAAUGCCUGGGCCGACUAUUGGUCCGAUUUUGCCCCUGCUGUAGUUCGUAAAUCAUUACAAUUAUAAUAACUAACUGGAUCAAAUUGUGUGACCAUCAUCUUAGUGCUUGACAAAUACGAGGCCUAAGCACAACGCCUCUCCCCUAUUUGACCUAGAUAGUUUGUGUACGUAUUAAUAUGUAGGCUAAGUGUAACCGAUAUGAAAUGUCUAGCUAGUUAGCGGUGGUGCCCGCUAAUAGCGUUUCAAUUGGUGACGUCACUCGCUUUGAGACCUUGAAAUAGUGGUUCCCCGGCUGCGCAUUUUGUGGAGCGAUGGGUAACGAUGCACCGAGGGUGACUGUUGAUGUGUGCAGAGGGUCCCUGGGUCGAGCCCAGGUUGGGGCGAGGAGAGGGAUGGACUCAAGUUAUAUUGUUACAUAAGUGUGCCUUUUGUAAGAAAUAAAAUAAUUUAUGUAGUUCUGUCCUUGAGCUGUUGUCUAUUAAUGUUCUGUAUUAUGUCAUGUUUCAUGUUUUGUGUGGACCC